Molecule: messenger RNA, 882 nt
Organism: Herpailurus yagouaroundi (jaguarundi)
Lineage: Eukaryota; Metazoa; Chordata; Mammalia; Carnivora; Felidae
Gene: TPD52L2
Product: TPD52 like 2
Exons: 9
Coding region: 143-835 (230 amino acids)
Cellular component (GO): cytoplasm
Source: RefSeq, a predicted model, not a curated record
GAUUACGUAAUGCCGCGGUGGCUGAGGCGGUUCCGCUGGCUGCUGUGUGCGCGGCGAGCGAGUCCUGGUGCGGCCGGCUCGGCUCCUACAGCGCCCGAGACCCCGGUCCCGACCCCAGCCGCGGCCCGGCCGCCGCCUGAACAUGGACUCCGCAGGCCAAGAUAUCAACCUGAAUUCUCCUAACAAAGGUCUGCUGUCCGACUCCAUGACAGAUGUCCCUGUCGACACCACGGUGGCCGCCCAGACUCCUGCUGUUGAGGGUCUGACGGAGGCUGAGGAGGAGGAGCUUAGGGCUGAGCUCGCAAAGGUGGAAGAGGAAAUUGUCACUCUGCGCCAGGUCCUGGCAGCCAAGGAGAGGCACUGUGGAGAGCUGAAAAGGAAGCUGGGCCUCUCCGCCUUGGAGGGCCUGAAACAGAACCUAUCCAGGAGCUGGCGUGAUGUGCAGGUCUCUACCGCCUAUAUGAAAACCUCUGAGAAACUUGGCGAGUGGAAUGAGAAAGUGACCCAGUCAGACCUCUACAAGAAGACUCAGGAAACUUUCUCUCAGGCCGGACAGAAGACGUCCGCUGCCCUGUCCACUGUGGGCUCUGCCAUCAGCAGAAAGCUCGGAGAUAUGAGGGCCCGUCCGUUCUCCCACUCGUUUAGCAGCAACUCUUCAAUCCGCCACUCGAUAAGUAUGCCAGCCAUGAGGAAUUCUGCGACCUUUAAGUCCUUUGAAGACCGAGUUGGGACCAUAAAGUCUAAGGUUGUAGGUGGCAGAGAGAAUGGCAGUGACCACCUUCCCUCCCCGACGGGGAGUGAUGACAAGCCCCUGCCCGACCACACGCCCUUCUAAGCCCGUCGCAGCUUUGCCCAGCCUCGGAGCACGUGCAGGCCCACCCG